This is a messenger RNA of Apiotrichum porosum, 801 nucleotides long. RefSeq lists its product as uncharacterized. Lineage: Eukaryota; Fungi; Basidiomycota; Tremellomycetes; Trichosporonales; Trichosporonaceae. The record is from RefSeq and is a predicted model, not a curated record. Bases 1 to 801 code for a protein of 266 amino acids. The transcript is spliced from 5 exons.
AUGAGUAAAUCGGGAUCCGGAGAGGACGGCACCGCACUUCGCACAAGUCUCAAGCGAGCGGCCUCCUCGAGGUUCGAUGUCGAGGUUAUUCUCUCCCGUUCCCUCGACAAGAGCAAGGGUCCCAUGGGCUUCCUGGAGCACUUUUACCUUGUGCGCUGGGAGGGAUACGGACCAGAGGACGACACUUGGGAGGGGCGGUCCAACGUCAUGAAGGGGGCUUGGACUCUGGUGCAAGAGUUUGACCGUCAAGAGCUGCCGUUUACCAUCCUCAACGUGCGGCAGCGGCAACAGGAGCCCAUCUACCUAGUGCGAUACGGUUUGGCGACCGACGCCAUUGAGCCAUCGCCUCACUGCACCAAGGUCUGGUUGACCGAAGACGAGAUGAAGAGGCAUAACCGAUCCGCAACGGUCAAGCGAGCCACUUUGGCCAUGCGCAAGGAGGCCGGUUUUAGAAUGUCCUAUGUCGGCGUAGCACCCAGGCCACCCGCUCUUCAGAAGCAGGACGACCUCGUCGUCAUUGGGUACAAGACAACCAAGGCCAAGUCCACCUCCAAAUCAAAGGUACCCACGUACCUUGCUCGCUGGGAAGAAGGAGGAGAGCUACAUGAGCAGUGGUUCCGCGCCUACGACUUUCACAAGCGCUUUCCCUUGGACGAUCGGCGUGCCAUUGCCGAGUACCGCUCCGACUUGGAGACGCAGAAGGCCGCGGACGCUCUACAAGUUCCCGCCAACGAGUACGAAAGUCAACGGCUGCAGAAUAUUGAAAAGAAUAAGCUCCUGCUUCAGGAACUGGGCCUGUAG